AUCUAGUGAAUUUCCAAUAAAUCGACUGGAAGUCGUGCACAGACGUGCUUCCGUAAACCCCGAACAGCUGACGAUGAGCGACUUAGUGCGGACGGAUCUGGCGGAGUAUGCUCCGGCAUCAAACCUCCUGUUUAAUGAACACAUCCGGGACUUGAUCCAGUCUGGACGGAACAUUUACCACUUCGCGUUCGGACAGUCCCCAUUCCCCGUGGUAGAAUCGGCUGUCCGGGCCCUGAAGGAUCACGCCGGGGAGAACGCCUACCUCCCAGUAGCAGGACUUAAACAACUUCGUCAAGCAAUAUGCGACUUCCACCAGAAAUAUGACGGGUUCAAUGAGGUGGACCCUGACGAUAUUAUCGUGGGCCCCGGGAGUAAGGAGCUCAUCUACCUCGUUAUGCAUGUAUUCAACGGAGAUGUUAUAGUGGUAUCGCCCUCGUGGACAACGUAUAAACCACAGGCCCGCUUAGCUCACCACACACCAUUCGUCAUGGAAACAGAUCUGGAUAGCGCCUGGAAAUUAACGCCAAAACUUAUCAAUGAGUUUGUGGAAAAGAAUAAGAUGAAGAAAAACCGUCUUCUUAUCCUAAAUAACCCGGAUAAUCCAACCGGUACAAGUUAUUCUGAAAAAGAGCUACAAGAUCUCAGUGGUGUACUUAGAAAACACAACAUCAUUGUUCUAUCAGACGAAAUUUACUCUCGGAUACGAUAUGACCAGAAGCACGUCUCUCUUGCAAAAUUUUACCCAGAAGGGACCAUCAUUAGUACUGGGUUAUCCAAAUGGGCGAGUGCAGGAGGAUGGAGGCUGGGCUACCACAUGUAUCCUAAACAACUGUCAGAUCUGAGGAAAGCUGUGAGGAGUGCUGCUAGCCACACCUACACUUCAGCCCCCUCCCCAGUACAAUACGCAGCCACAGAGAUGUUCCAGAACCUGGACCUUUGUGACGACUACAUCAAGCACUGCUCUCGGAUACUGGAUGCUGUGGGCUCUUACUGCUACUGGGAACUUACGUCAGUAGGAGUCAAGGCCGUAAAACCUACUGCUGGGUACUACAUAUUCCCUGACUUUGAGGUCAUCAAGGAAAAUCUCAGAAGAAGGGGUUAUAAAACCUGUGAGGAGAUGUGUGCUGUCAUGCUGGAUGAAUGUGGUGUAGCAGUAAUGGCUGGUGGUCCAGCCUUCCUGAGACCAGUGGAUGAGCUGACCACUCGUCUGUGUUACGUUCCGUUUGACGGAGGUAAAGCGCUGACCUACAGUCGUGACUUAGGACUCGAGACAGACUUACCAGAAAACUUUGUCAAAGACUACUGCACUCCAGUGUACAAUGGUAUCCAGGCUCUGAAAAACUGGGUAUUGGACCAGAAGAAAUACUAAAGGCUACUGAUGAUGGAGAGACUACUUAUAAUUACAAUCCUACAAGUGUUGUGUUGUAUUGUGAAUAUUGAAGACAUCCAGAAGUUGGGAGAUGAAGAUUCAGAGAUAAAUCUUCAUAUAUCUUUUAUCUAGAAUGUACAUAAACUUAGUUCUUUUUAAUGAAGCAUUUAUUCUAUUUUUCCAUGAAACUCUUGUAAAUGAAGAUUGUACACUUUCAUAAAACAUUAAAAAUCAUAUAGUUGAACUUUGGUGUCUCAAACAUCGAUAUCUCGAAUACUAUGGAUAUGUUGAAGUGAUUUAGAAGUCUCAAACACUUAUUCUUUCAGUAUUUUACCAUCAAGAUCUCAAAUAAUCAGAUAUCUCAAAAUUUUUUCUCAAUCCCAUCGAGUUCAAGAUAACAAGAUUUGACUGUAUAUGUUUGUCAAUAAAAAGAGAAAAAAAAACCCUGAAUGCUU
Molecule: messenger RNA, 1824 nt
Organism: Saccostrea cuccullata (small rock oyster)
Lineage: Eukaryota; Metazoa; Mollusca; Bivalvia; Ostreida; Ostreidae
Product: aspartate aminotransferase-like
Exons: 12
Coding region: 74-1369 (431 amino acids)
Biological process (GO): biosynthetic process
Molecular function (GO): catalytic activity; pyridoxal phosphate binding
Source: RefSeq, a predicted model, not a curated record